Histoplasma capsulatum G186AR is the source of this 1662-nucleotide messenger RNA. RefSeq lists its product as uncharacterized. Bases 211 to 1662 code for a protein of 483 amino acids. The transcript has 3 exons. NCBI's taxonomy places the organism in Eukaryota, Fungi, Ascomycota, Eurotiomycetes, Onygenales, Ajellomycetaceae. Gene Ontology annotation, molecular function: sarcosine oxidase activity; flavin adenine dinucleotide binding; L-pipecolate oxidase activity. The record is from RefSeq and is a predicted model, not a curated record.
UUACCCGCCGACGCCCCUUCUGCGACCCCGUAUUGAUAAAUCAUCCCGGGAGCCGAUUGUACGCGGCACCAAACGAUGACAAACGCCUAAAUCUCCACUUGGCCGCGUCGCUGUAGCCGAGCAUCGACUGACCACGGUUCGUCGUGCGAGAAGGAAGUGAAGAAGGAAGACGACGAGGAGCAGGGACAUAGGAGGUUACAAUUUCUGACCAUGGCAAUAGCAAACUCAACGCAGGAAAUGUUUACCGGAUCUGAAACUCCGUUACCGGAUUCUAUACUCAUCGUUGGGGGCGGGGUGUUCGGAUUGUCCACCGCCCUCGCCCUCUCCGCUAGGCACUCCGGGAAAAUCACACUCAUUGACUCUUCGCCGACGAUCCCCAAUCCACAGGGCUCCUCCGUCGAUACCUCCCGCAUCGUGCGUGCAGACUAUGCCAAUGCGGCGUAUGUCGCGCUGGCAGAAUCGGCUCUUGAGAAAUGGCGUACGACAGCUUGGGGUCAUGAAGGCCGUUAUAUGCAGACUGGCCUCGUUCUAGUAUCAUCUGGCGAUAAGUUUGGCAAAGGAUAUGUGCAAGAGAGCUACGAGAAUGUCAAAGCUAUAAACCCUAAAAUGAUCGAGAAACUUCCCACGAGAGAGGAUGUUGAACGGGCGGCGCCAGGCUACGGAACUGGCCUGCACGUCUCGGGAGGUUAUGUGAACUGGGGAUCUGGAUGGGCCGAUGCAGAGGCGUCGGUGAGGUUUGCGAAAAAGAAUAUCGACGAGAUGGGGAAGGUGGAUUUUCGUACCGGGGAGGUCAAUCGAUUAUUAGUAUCAACACCACCACAUCCAGAUGAGGGCCAAAGAGGAGCCAAGGGAGCAACAACUGCCGCAUCAUCUGCACGAGCUAAGGUAACCGGCGUUGAACUGUCUGAUGGCACCACCAUCACAGCCGAUCUAGUCAUAUUAGCCACAGGUGCAUGGACAGGCCGUCUAGUUGACCUCCGCGGCAAAGCCGAAGCGACAGGCCAGGCCCUUGCCUACAUCCGCGUUUCCGAUGAAGAGCAAGCCAAGCUCGCAAACAUGCCUACGGUCCUAAACCUUUCGACGGGCAUGUUCAUCAUCCCGCCGCGUAACAACAUGCUCAAGAUCGCGAGACAUGCAUACGGCUACCGGAACCCGCAGCGCGUGCCGGCCCCCGUGUACGGCCCAGGCCGUGGCCAAACAGCAACGACGAUAGAGACGUCGUCUCGUCCUGCCAUGUUCCCCUUCACACCAUCCAAAUAUAUUAUAUACAUUAAAAAAAUAAAAAUAAAAAAUUACAAUUAUACUUCUGCUAACUCCCUUCCUCUCCUCCCUCUCCCACCCACCAGACCCAAAGGCGAUUUCAUAAUCACCCACCACCCCAACUACGCCGGCCUCUUCCUCGCAACCGGCGGCAGCGGCCACGCCUUCAAAUUCCUGCCCGUUCUCGGGGAGAAGAUCGUCGACGCCAUCCAAGGUCGUUUGGAUCCUGAAUUGCAAGAACUGUGGGGGUGGCCUGGAGUGGCUGGUGAUGAGGAUGCUACUGCUGCUGCUGCUGCUACUGUUGUGUGGACAGAAGACGGGAGCCGGUCUGGCGAGAAGGGUUUGAUUUUGAUGGAUGAGUUGGCGAAGGGGCAAGGGGGGAAGAGGGGAAGUAGAUUGUAG